AUGGCGCUCGUCAGUACCGAGACGCAGCUGCGGUCCAUGUCUGCUGGGCCCGAGCGAUUCAUGACGAUGAACCUCAUGUCUUCUGGGCCAUGCACCGUGAGCAAGAAAGCAACGUCGUACGGAAGGACGGUUCGCAGGCUGAACACGAGGGACAACCACACAACUGCGGACGUGGACGGUGCUCGGACCUUCGUCCGAACGAGUACCCUGACCAACAAGCCCGAUUCUUACGGCGUCGCGGACAUACUUGGCACCGGCUCUAUGCGCUUGCACAAGGACACCAACAAGCCGGAUCGACAACUCUACCACGACGACAUCGAGGGGAGCAACCCGCGAAACCAGUGGCGCUUCCGAACGACACGCUGCAUCGACCCUCUUGAGCCCGAGUACACGCUACCGUCGUUCACGACCGCGACCCCGAUUGCUCCCAAGUUCACGCGAGACUCUCACGAUGUAUCUGACAUAGAGGGCACCAAAUCUAGGCCGCUGUACCCCUUGGAGCAGCGGCAGAACCACCUCGUGGACGAUAUCGAGGGGGCCCAGUCCGGCUGGAAGCCGAGGCAUCGGCGCGCUCGGCACGAGGCCGCCCCGCUGGACCACUGCCUCAAUGUGAGCGACAUCACCGGUGGCGGGUUCCGCACUCGGAGGGCGACGAACCCCCUCACCCCGAGCUACCGCGUGAACGGGAUGGACGUCGCGGACGACCCGGUCAAGUCUCGGCCGCGCGCCCUGCCCAAGGCGAAGGACGGGCCGUUCUACCCGCUGACCACCGCGGACAUCGAGGGGGCCACGCCUGGGUGGCGCCCGCUCCCGCAGGUGAACCCCCCGCUCGAGGCGCGGCGGCACUUCCGGAACACGAACUUCAUGGGGGACAUCCCUGGCGCUCAGGCGGACACCGUGAAGCACUCCAUCUGCACCGAGCGCCACGUGAACCCCCUGGACCCGGUGUACGACAGCCUCGACGGUGAGCCGCUGGCCAACCCGCAGACGCCCCUGUACAAGGAGCCGGCCUGCGUCGAGGCGGAGGCGCAGCUGGACAGGUCCAUAGCCGCCGAGGAGGCUGCCGCGGCAACGGCAGCUGCCCCCGCGAUCGCUACCACACCCUCGGCGGCGGCCACCCCCGCAAAAGCGGACGCAACAGCGACAGCCUUGGGAGGCAUCGAUGAGCCAGCGGCCGUCGUCGGAGCCGCUCGCUUCAGCCCGUGCCGGCGGUGA
Molecule: messenger RNA, 1215 nt
Organism: Ectocarpus sp. CCAP 1310/34
Lineage: Eukaryota; Phaeophyceae; Ectocarpales; Ectocarpaceae
Source: the annotation of a GenBank genome assembly